This is a messenger RNA of Paramuricea clavata, 1537 nucleotides long. NCBI's taxonomy places the organism in Eukaryota, Metazoa, Cnidaria, Anthozoa, Malacalcyonacea, Plexauridae. The record is from the annotation of a GenBank genome assembly.
AUGGCAGAAAAGUACCUGAGCCAAAUCUAUUACAAUCCAGAAAGUCCCGCAAGCUUUGGUGGCAUAGAUUCAAUUGACCGUGUCGUAAAAGACGAAGGCAAACAUCAGAUAUCGCGGAAUAAAAUACGGCUAUGGCUACAAAAGCAAGACACGUUUACUUUACAUAAAUCUGUAAGAUAUCGUUUCAAAAGGAACCGUGUUAUUGUAGGCGCAAUUGACGAGCAGUGGGAGGCGGAUCUUGUGAUUAUGGACUCAAUAAGCAAAUAUAAUAACGGCUUUAAGUACAUUUUAACUGUAAUCGAUGUACUUAGCAAAUAUGCGUGGGCUGAACCGAUAAAAACAAAGACUGGAGAAAAUCUUGUCAAAGCCUUUGAGAAAAUACUUAAAAAAGGUCGAAAGCCUGAAACGUUUCACAGCGACAAAGGGACAGAGUUUAUGAAUCGAAAGUUUCAAGCCUUUUUGAAGAAACAUAACAUCCGGUUUUUCACGACGCAAAACGAGACCAAGGCAUCGAUUGUCGAAAGGUUUAAUCGUACGCUCAAGACGAAAAUGUGGAAAUACUUUACAGCGAAGAACACGCUCAAGUACGUGGACAUUCUCCAGAAACUGGUAAAUUCGUAUAAUCAUUCGAGACAUCGUAGUAUUGGUAUGAGGCCUAUUGAUGUAAAUGAAGACAACGAGAGCAUUCUGUGGCAAAAACUUUAUGGAGAACAGUCAGACAAACCCGUUCGGUUCAAGUUUAACAUUGGCGACCAAGUACGAAUCAGCAAAGCAAGGCGCACAUUUAAGAAAGGAUACUUACCUAAUUGGACAGAAGAAGUGUUUACAAUAACCAAACGUGUUCUUCGACGACCACCCGUGUAUAAGAUCGCUGAUUUUGAUGACGAAGAAUUAAAGGAACAUUUUACGAACAAGAGCUUCAAAGAGGGAAUAAAACAGACAGUGAUUUUUAUAGAGUCGAAGAAGUACUUAGAUCACGCAUGCGUAAUAAACGUAAAGAGUAAUAAAGCUUCCGAGUAAUAGUUCGUUAGCUUAUUUUCCAAAUAACACGGUAGCGAAUUUUAGAGUAAAAUUGGCUGAAACCAUUGUAUUGCCAGGACAAUGGGAAGUCGCAUUGACGGAACUGCAUUACCCUCAUACGUGGAGCACGCUAAAACGUGGAGUGCAACAGACGUUUUUGUAUAAAAUUGGCAGUAGCCCUUAUCAAACUGUCGUGCUUAAAGAAACACAAUAUUCUUCUAUUGAUCAACUAACAAAAGCACUCAAUGCCGGCAUGUCAAAAGAAAUACAGACGAAAGUAAAGUUUAGUUAUAAUCACAGUUCUCGCAAAAUUUUGGUUGAUGUAAAACACGGCACAACUGUGUGGUUUACCGGAGAAUUAGCAACGGUCUUGGGAUUUGACCAGCACACUCUUAUUGAAAAGAAAACUUCGAGUCCCUAUGCUGCAGAUAUCAAAGGAGGAUUCUCCUCCAUGUAUGUUUACACGGAUAUCGUUGAUGCACAGUUUGUGAGCGACGUGAAAGUGCCUUUACUAUGA